Molecule: messenger RNA, 4035 nt
Organism: Paramecium pentaurelia
Lineage: Eukaryota; Ciliophora; Oligohymenophorea; Peniculida; Parameciidae
Source: the annotation of a GenBank genome assembly
AUGGAAGAUGAAGAGAGAGGACUUUCAAAAGUUAAUAGAAUAGAGAAUAGAGAAAAUAGAUAAAGAGAAGGAGAGAAACAAAAAAUGAUUCCAUAUUUUCAAUUAUUUAGAUAUGCAAAAAAUAGAGAUAUUGUAUUGAUGGUCUUAGGAUCUGUUGCAGCAUUUUUGAAUGGAGGUGCUAUUCCUUCCUUUUCAUUGAUUUUUGGUUCAAUGGUUAAUUCAUUUCAGGAGGCAGGAGAUGAAAUGGUUAGAUAAGCUGGAUGGAAUGCAAUGUAUAAAAUAGAUAUAAUUUUAUAGAUGGUUUCUAUUGGUAGCUAUUGCAACUGGUACAUUAUCAUUUACUAUGUUUGCUACUUGGAUGAUAGCUGGAGAAAGAUAGGGAAUAGAAUUUCGAAAAAAUUAUUUCAAAGCAAUUCUACAUCAAGAGGUAGGAUGGUUUGAUACAAUAAAUCCAAAUGAAUUAAAUAGCAAAGUAGCCAAUGAAUCUUUUGCUGUGUAAGGUGCUAUAGGAGAAAAAGUUCCAACUUUCAUUAUGACAUUUUCUAUGACAUUUUUUGGUUUUCUAUAUGGAUACAUUUGGUAUUAAAAUAUAUAAAUAAUUUAGGGGUUGGUAACUUGCAAUUGUAAUAACAGCGACUCUUCCAGUUAUAUCUAUUAUAACAGCUGUGUUUUCAGUGAUAAUUUAAUAAUCUGCAUUGGCUACAUAAUCAGCUUAUUCAGAAGCAGGAGCUAUUGCAGAAUAAGCAAUAAAUGGAAUAAAAACAAUUAAAAUGUUAGAUGGGGAAGAUUAUGAACAUCAAAAAUACUAUUAAUUAUUGUAGAGUGCUGCAAAUAAGACAACAAAAUAUGAUUUUGGAGUAGGUAUAGCAAUUGGAUUAAUAUGGGCAGCAAGUUUAUGGUCUUAUGCAUUGGGUUUUUGGUAUGGUGCUAAAUUGAUUGCAGAUUAAGUAUAUAGAAAUUAAUAAAAUAGACUUACAAUCCAAAUUAAGAUUCUGUUUAUACAGUAGGAGAUGUGAUGACAAUAUAUUUUAGUGUUGUUACUGGUGGAUUUUCAUUAGGUUAAGCAGGUCCAUGCAUAUAAAACUUUGCAAAAGGUUAAGCAGCAGCUGCUACAAUGUAUGAAGUUUUAGAUCGUAAACCUAAAAUAUAUAAUUCUCCAAAUCCUAAAAAAUUAUUGGAUUUUAAUGGUGAAAUCUAAUUAAAAGAUAUAAAAUUUAAUUAUCCAAAUAGACCAGAUCAAUUAGUUUUAAAUGGAUUAAGUUUGAAAAUCCCACCAGGUAAAAAGGUUGCAUUAGUAGGUGAAAGUGGAUGUGGUAAAUCUACAGUUAUGCAAUUAAUUGAAAGAUUUUAUGAUUGUGAUUAGGGAGAAGUAUUGUUUGGUGGAAUAAAUGUUAAAGAUUUAAAUAUUGUAGAUUUAAGAAGUAGAAUUGGUUUAGUUGGUUAAGAACCUGUUCUUUUUGCUACAAGUAUUAAAGAAAAUCUUUUGUAUGGUAAGACAGAUGCAACAGAGAAUGAAAUGAUUGAUGCCUUGAAAAAAGCAAAUGCUUGGGAUUUUGUUUAGAAAAUGGAUAAAGGAUUAGAAACUUAUGUUGGUAUAGGAGGAGGUUAAUUGAGUGGAGGAUAAAAAUAAAGAAUUGCUAUAGCCAGAGCUAUUUUAAAGAAACCAUAAGUUUUAUUAUUGGAUGAAGCCACUAGUGCCUUAGAUAGAACUAAUGAAAGAUUAAUUUAAGAGACUUUAGAUGAAGUAUCUCAAGGAAUUACAACUAUUGUUAUUGCUCAUAGAUUGAGUACCAUAUAAAAUGCAGAUUUAAUUUAUGUUAUUGAUAAAGGAAUAGUAAUUGAAAUGGGAAAUCAUUAAGAACUAAUGAAUUUACAUGGAAAAUAUGAAAUUUUAGCUAAAAAUCAAGUACAGAAUCAAGAAGAAGAGUAGUUAAGUCAAUCAUAAAUACAUACUAGAAGCAAAAAAAUAAUAUUAGAUAGUUUAACUAAACCUAAUGAUACAACAAACACUCAAAAGAUUAUUUAAAUGAAUGUUGCAGAUAAGAAAAAUAUUGCAGAAGAAGCAGUUGAUCAAUUUAAAUAAUUAAAAGAAUUAGAUUUAAUUGUAAAAGGAUAGACAGAAAAUACUCAAUAUGAUAAAGUUGCAGAUAAGGAAUAAAUAGAAGUUAAAAAAAAGGAACCAGAUGCAUAAAUGGGUAGAUUAUUCAGUUAUAAUAAAUCCGAAAGAUUUCAGUUUCUUCUUGGAGUAUUAGCAGCCAUGGCUAAUGGAUGCACUUUUCCAAUAUUCUCAAUAUUCUUAUCAGAUAUGAUCACAGUACUUGCUCUUUCAAAUCCUAAAAAUUAUAAUGAUGAAGAAAGAAGUGAAAAGAUGGCUUUUGUUAGGGGAGAAGCAGAUAAAAAUGCCUUAUAUUUCUUUAUUAUUGGAUGUUGUGCAUUAACUUUAUGGACAAUUCAAUCCUUUUGUUUAAGUUAUGUAGGUGAAAGACUUACUCUAAAAUUAAGAUCAGAUACAUUUAGAAAACUUUUAAGAAUGCCCAUUCCUUUUUUUGAUGAACCUAAAAAUAAUGCAGGAACCUUAACCAGUAGAUUAUCUGUUGAUUGUAAACUUAUAAAUGGCUUAACUUCUUCAAUAAUUGGAAUUAAUCUUGCUAAUGUAGCAUCUUUGGUUUGUGGAUUAACUAUUGCUUUUACAAGUAGUUGGGCAUUGACUCUAGUCACAUUGGGAAUCACUCCAUUUUCAUUUAUUUCUGGUGUAUUGUAGGCUAAAAUUAUGUAAGGUUUUUCAUCAUAGACUGAUGAGGCUUAUAAAGAUUCAGGAAAUCUAAUAAUGGAAGCAGUCACAAAUAUUAGAACUGUUUUCUCUUUUGGUAAUGAGUAGAUAAUUCUUGGUAUUUAUGAAAAGAAAGUUCAAAUGCCACUUGAAUAAGCUACAUCUAAAGGUUUUAAAGCAGGAUUGGCUAUGGGAUUCUCAUAAAUGAAUAUGUUCGUCAUGAAUGCUAUAAUCUUUUAUGUAGGAGCUGUAUUUUGUAGAGAUAUUAAUUUAAGUGUAAAUGAUAUGUUUAAAACAAUAUUUUCUUUAACUUUUGCUACCAUGGGGGCAGGGAAUAAUGCUGCAUUUGCUGGAGAUAUAGGAGCUGCCAAAAAUGCUAGCAAAAAUAUCUUUGAAAUUUUAGAUAGUGAAGAUGAAUAUUAGAGAGAAGUAAGAUUGUAAAAAAAAAGAUUGGUAUAAUCAAUUACAGGUGAUAUAUAAUUAAAUAAUCUUACUUUUAAAUAUGCUGGAAGAGACAAGAAUGUAUUUGAAAAUUUAAGUUUAACUAUUAAGUAAGGAUAGAAAGUUGCUUUUGUUGGUCCCUCUGGAUGUGGUAAAUCAACUCUUAUGUAAAUGUUGAUGAGAUUUUAUGAACCUGAUUAAGGAAUUAUAACAAUUAAUGGAAUUGAUAUUAAUGAUUAUGAUAUUAGAUAUAUUAGAAGAUAAUUUGCCAUUGUUUCAUAAGAACCUGUACUUUUUAAUGGUACUAUUAGAGAAAAUAUUUAAUACAAUUUAACAUCUAUAAAUAUGGAGCAAAUUGAAAAUGCAGCAAAAACAGCCAAUGCCUAUGAUUUUAUAAUUAAAAAUUAAUUUGAAGAAGCCCAAGUAGAAGAAAAGGGUAAUGAGAAAUAAAGAGGAUAAGGAUUUUAAAGACAAGUAGGACCAAAAGGAACUUAAAUAUCAGGUGGAUAAAAAUAACGUAUAGCUAUUGCUAGAGCCAUUCUUAGAGACUCAAAUAUUUUACUUCUUGAUGAAGCUACAAGUGCCUUGGAUGCUGCAAGUGAAUAAUUAGUACAGGAUAGUUUGAAUAAAUUAAUGGAAGGAAAAACAACAGUGGCAAUUGCUCAUAGAAUCUCUACUAUAAAAGUAAAUUAUAAAUUUAUAAUUAGGAUUCUGAUAUGAUAUAUGUGUUCAAAGAUGGUAAAAUUGUUGAAGAAGGAAAUUAUUAAUGUUUAACUAAUAGAAGAGGUGCCUUUUAUAGUUUAGAAUAGGGAAUAUCUAAUUGA